Messenger RNA from Camponotus floridanus (Florida carpenter ant), 7344 nucleotides. RefSeq names its product probable serine/threonine-protein kinase roco5 (gene cdi). The coding region runs from base 1657 to 4641 and encodes 994 amino acids. Lineage: Eukaryota; Metazoa; Arthropoda; Insecta; Hymenoptera; Formicidae. The transcript has 6 exons. Gene Ontology annotation, cellular component: nucleus; cytoplasm. The record is from RefSeq and is a predicted model, not a curated record. Gene Ontology annotation, biological process: protein phosphorylation; actin cytoskeleton organization. Gene Ontology annotation, molecular function: ATP binding; protein serine/threonine kinase activity.
CGUCACGGCGACUCAUUCCCGUAAUGGCCGCCGUCUGGUGUUGUCAGUGAGUGUGCGAGUACCUGUCGGGAGCGGUUGCGUUUACGACGUCGGAUAGCGUUCGAGGUAGUCGCGGUAGUUCGGGUGAAACGAGACCGGUGACAGUCUGAGUGUGACGCGAGUGCGCGAUGUGCCGUGUCGUGUCGUGUCGCGGCUGAUUCGCGCCAGCGGCGAUUUAAAAGCGAGCGACUGGAUUUCGUACAUAGUGGUGUGUGCUACCCUUCUCUCUUCUGCCCUUCUCCCCCUCUCUCUCUCUCUCUCUUACAAACUUUUCUCCCGUUUCUCCCCUUUUAUUUCUCUCCCCCGUCCGUCCGUCCGUCCGUCUGUUUACCCGAAGCAUCGACCGCGACGAGUGUCAACGACUCGUCCGAAAAUCGGUGCGUCGAUCUGUCGUCUCUCUCUUUGUAUAUCUAUAUCUGUCCUGUCUUUUCGCGAGCGCGAGAUGAGACGCCGCUGAUGCAACGGCGUCGUCGCCGGGCUUCCUCGCCGAGAGAUGAUAAACACGUCGAGUAACAGCGCGCGCGAGUGAAGAGAGACGACCGUUUGUUUUUUUCCCUUUCUUUUUCUUUUCGGUUUGUCGAUAGUCGAUCCGAUAGACGAGAAACAAGAGUCGCUGCGGGGCCGCGGGUCCCGAAUUCUUCCUCACGUGGUUCAAGGUCAUUCUAAAAGCAUCCGGACGUCACGAGCGCGGACGGUACAAAGUGACGCUUUCCGCGCGAAAGAGCUGUCGGCGACCGUAUGGCAAGACUUUUCUGACUGGUGUUUUCGUCUCAACCCCCUGGAACACCCCGCGCAAGCUUCCUCGGACGUGACGACACCAAGUGUUGCAACGUCCGAUAUCCGAUGCACCGAAGAUCUGAAUCAGCCCGCGAGAAGUCGUCCGCCGACGACGAGGAGAGAGGAGCCGUGCCAAGUUCUGGUGCCGCGGUCUUCCUACGCUUCGCUUCGAAUCCGUGACGUUAUCCUGGAUCGCAUUGCACGUCUCUUCGAGGAUAACGUUCAUCCGUGAUCGACCGACUGUGAUUUCAACGUGUGACGCCACUGCCAAAAAGGAUACAAACUUGCAUCGAUCGCGAACUUGCGCUUUCGUCUUCGCUUCCUUCGCCUUCCAGUAUCUUCGUCGAGGACGAAGUCUUCCACGUUGUACCAGAAAGUAUAUUUCAUCGUCUUACACCGAAAACCCUCUAUGUCUUCCGCGGAUUUCCACGUCCUUAAUCGGCCAAGAAAAGGACUCUCGACUUCCUCAAACUUCGUUUGAAGUACACAAGAAAAUAAAGAAGGUGCGAUUCUUCUGCCGCUACGACAUCGAGUUCCUCGAGGAUGUCUCUUGACUAGAGAUCUCGAUUUGUUGACUUCAUAUCACGUUAAUCUUGAUCAUCUGUGCACCUUGCUUCUAUCAUCUGAACACGCUCGAAGCAUCCUGGUGUCUUCGUUUGCGGCCAUCGACAGUCUAGAAUUUUUCUCAUCACUCGGAUACGGCAGGACGACGCCGUGACGACCGAGAUCGAGGGGCACAUCUUCGAGCCGGCUGCGUGUGAUGCGUCGCACGCAGGGCCGCCGCUGCUGCUGCCGUUUCGCGUCAGCUUGCGCGACCGUCUCGUCGCAAUAACGGCGAAGAUGUUCGGGAAGGUGCCGCCGUCGAACACGCCGGGUCCGCCUAAUAAUAACGGCGGUCAGACGUCAGCUAAACCGUGCGUCAGACUGACGACGACGAUGACAACGACGAGCACGGCGUCGUGUUUGCCGUGCUUCUCGACGGAGGAGACGUCGACGUUGGGUGUCGAUGAUAAAGCGAGAUUCUGGCGACCGACGAAGGACAACACCGACGACUCUGUCGCGGUUGUCUCCGAAGCUCCUUGCAAUUCUCUCCAACCGUUCACGGACACCUCACCCGUCACAGAGCUUCCUAGAUCCUGCAGGACCGACCCGACGACAACGAUGAUCUGCGUCACCGCUUGUUCCAAGACCUCGGCCAAGUGUUCGCCCAAGGAAGCAGCGUCACAGAUUGGCAGGAAUCACGCCAAUGCGAUGCAAAAGUGCACCUCCAGUCAGAACUGUGCGAAUUUCCUGAAGGAAAUCCGAAAGGCCGGUAGAUCGCGGAGACCGCAAUCCGCCUCGACUGGUAGUCUCAAUGUCGAGUCGUGUACAAGAGACUGUACAAAAACUGUGAAGAAGAUUGUUGCCAUUGGUCGAGAGCCUUCGAGCGGCAAAGAGCAGCAGACAGCUGGCGACAGAACGACGUACAACGAGCAGCAAUCCAAAUGCUUUCAGGCCAAGUUACCCUCCGGGACGUCUUCCGAAAUGAUGAACCAACCACCAGGCGAAAAGAAAUCUAACGAGGAUCUCCUGGUGGACACAUCCGCGAGUUAUUCCUCAAACAGUGCAUCUAACGUGUCGACUGUAAGCGAGUUGUUGUAUGUGCAUCAAAAGCCGGCGCCGAGGAUAGUCGACGUAAAAGAUGGCGCCGGCGAUUCUACGAUCACCACCGCAACCUGCGAAGACGACUCCUGCGUCAGUGACUUCGUCACCUCGACGCCGGCCAAGGAUUGGACGUCUAGGAAGGUCAGCAGCGAUGCGUUGCAGAAUUGCGUGGCCUGUGCGCCGCAGGAUCUCCCCACGGAGCUGCAGUCGUCCACGUCCUUGAGGAACUACAAGGAGAAGUGUCGCGAUCUGUCUUGGCGACCCACGGAGAUGACGGAGAGCGCGAUACAUGGAUUGACAAUAUGUUCGGGCGAGACGUUUCAGGAUACGAGCUCCAAGAGACGCACCGGGGCAUCCUGUCAGGCGCUCAGGCACGCCGUCGCCUCGUUAAAUCGUCUGGACGACUUUUACAUGGAGAAAAUUGGCGCGGGCUUCUUCUCCGAGGUUUACAAGGUUACUCAUAAAGUGACGAGUCAGGUGAUGGUGCUCAAGAUGAAUCAGCUGCCGGCGAAUAGACCGAACAUGCUCAAGGAAGUUCAGCUCAUGAACAAGCUCAGCCAUCCGAACAUACUAAGGUUCAUGGGAGUGUGCGUACACGAGGGUCAACUGCACGCAUUAACGGAGUAUAUCAACGGUGGCAGCUUGGAACAGCUGAUUAUGUCACGGCAUACGCCGUUACCGCAUCUCAUCCGGAUGAACCUCGCCAGGGAUGUAGCUCGUGGUAUGGCCUACCUGCACAGCCGUGGCCUAUUCCAUCGUGAUCUUACGUCCAAGAACGUGCUGAUCAAGAAGGACGAGUGCAACAACGAGAUGAUCGCGGUUGUGGGUGAUUUUGGAUUGGCCGCAAAGAUACCGGACCCAAGCACGGGUUAUCGACUCAGUACUGUCGGUAGCCCUUACUGGAUGUCACCCGAGUGCCUCAAGGGUCAAUGGUAUGAUCACAGGUCCGACGUUUUCUCAUUCGGCAUCGUCGUAUGCGAGCUGAUUGGCCGAGUGCCGGCAGAUCCGGACGUUCUGCCACGCUCAGAUAACUUUGGCCUCGAUUAUCUGGCCGUGGCGGAGAUCUGCGCGGCCGCCGAUCCUCCGCCCGCCUUUCUGCAACUCGCCUUCAAUUGCUGUACAUACGAACCCAAGUCCAGACCAACCUUUCCGGAGAUCACGACUAAUUUGGAAACCAUAAUAGCGACCUGCGAAGAAGAAUUAAAAAGCAACGUGGGUAAACGACAAUCGACCGUCGAUUCGACGUUGAUGUCCAGUAUGGACGAAAUUACGCGAGAAGGACGCACGACAAAGCGACGUACUGCAAAAAUUAGAAGUCAGUCGGCAGACGCGAGAGGUUGUGAUAAUGCCACUCCCUCCGAUAAGGCGAGAUGUCAUUCCGCCAGGCGGGUGGCUGAGCUUGCCAGCAAACGGGAUCCGCAUUAUAGACCGAUGACGGCGAAUCCGUUUCACGCAUUGGGCGGUGUCAAAAAGAUCCUUGGUAAUCUGUUCUCCAGUUGUCUAGAGCUACCCUCCCUAGAAGAUGUGCGACCCAGUGCUAUUGACGGCGCGUGCAGCAAAUUCAAGCCGGCGCAGAAUGAUAGUAUCGCUAAGAUUCUGGACAGGAAAAAGCCGAGCUCUGAACCGAGCAGCCCUACUGCUAGAAAAAAAUGGGAGAGAAAAGUCGCCACCAAGGUAGGAGCUGCGAGUCUCUUUACUCAUCCCCUCUUUCGCGAUGGUUGGGAACCACGGAGACGUGGCAGCUGCGAAUCCGGCUUUUGGAGUUGCGUUGGCGAGGACCUGAGUCCGGAGCCACCGAAUCGACGACAUACCUCAACCCUCAGCAGUUCAGCGGCAAGCAGUCUGUUUUUGCUGGAUGAUCAUCGGACUAGCUCGAUCUACACGGAUUCCUCCGAGGACAUUGCCAGUUUGGGUGGUGGUGACUCAUGUUGGGAAGAUCGAUUAAACGGCAUUGGUUCUUCAAGCAAGACCAUUUCGAAAAUUGUUGAGUACUUCGAAAAAAAGCAGGCGAUGGCGGGUAGGCUCGGUGAACACGGCGAUACCGCUGGUCCCAGCCGCCUGACCCUGCUGCGGGCCAGUUUGGAAGGAUCCGUACCCAUCAGUAACAUCUCAGCCGCGCAACGACUGGUCGUAUGUGAGGGUGCCGUACGUAGCAAACUUGCAUUAUUCGACAAGAAGUGAUAUUACGCCUGACGGUCGUUUGACAGUUUCUUAUCGUUUCCUUUUGACAUUCAAAGAGCGUCCGCAUAAAAAAGCCUAUACAAUGAAUGCGACAUAGAUUGAGGAGAGUUUGCCUCGUCAUCGUGCAUGAUGACGGCAAGUAUCCUGAGACGUUACACGACAAUUAAAUACAUAGCGCGUUCUUAUAAGCACGUAUAAUUAAGAGUGGAGAACAAACAAUGGUAGUUAUAUUAAAAAUAAUAGUAUUUGCGAUUUUAUUGCACAUAAAGAUUACGACAGGUAAAGAAGGGAAUUAAUAGUACCAGCGCGUCAUACAUGACUUGUAGGCAGGAUAGUGAUAUACACGCGCAGCGUGCUAAAGGACAUUUCUCUAAAAACCUAAUAACCUGACUGUGAUGUUUUUUGAUAAUCUACAUACAUACAUAAUUGAGCUGUACGACUGAAAUUUGGCGAAGCCAUCGGCACAUAGAAUCUUUAAUACAUGAGUCGCGUUUCACCUGGACUAUAACGAGACAUUGUUCGGAAGAAAAAAGCGAGAGAGAGGACGAAGCAAUAGCGAAUUUCUUUUGAAAAAUGCGUUUAAGAUUAGCGCUGGCGCAGUGCUAAUUGAUUUCUUGGAAUCGACGUACGUUUUGCAGUGCCUCGCAGUUCCUAGUAGCCAUCUCCGUCCUUAUGCACACGAACCGUGCUUAUUAUCGAUCACUGCAAGAGAGAUAUUCAGAUCGAAGAUGUGAGUACGAAUUACUUUUUUUAUUUUAGGCAAAUAAGCAAAUCGUCUUAUCUGACCAUUUUAAUUUUAUAAUUGAUAUUUCCGAUUAAUUUUCGAUCGAUUUGUUACGGUUGUUUUUCUUUUUUGUUUCAUAAUGUGUUAAUAAUAUGCAACUUCAUCAAUUUUUAAUUCUAAAUCUUUAAAAAUAUUUAAAGAUACUGACCUGUUAUUGCAGCUAUUCUGGAUUUAUUGCGGAAUAUAUUGAACUCGUUUUAUCAUAUACUCGUACCUCAUAGAAAUUUCAAAAUUUGUCGACGAUUCUUUUUAAUUCAUCAAACAUCAAUUAUAAUCUUAAUUCCAUAAAAUCCAUCUUUUUCUAAAAAUAUAGUAAUAAGUAUUUGUACAUCAAAAUAUAGUUACUUAAGAAAUGAAAAAGAUAUUUACCAAUUUAUUCUAUUAAACAUAAGGAUAACGGUAUAUAAUUGAUCUAUAAUACCUAUUUAUUGAUUUAUAAUAAUCUGUAUAACGUAUAAUAUAACGUAUUCGUUUCAAUUUUUUUCUUCUGAUUAUCUAGUAUACUGCAAUGAGAGGUCAGAAUAAGGCAAGUUCAAUUUACAGAGGCCUACGUUGCGUUUCGCAGAAUUUUUCACUUCGUUUUCGACUCGAUAGAUUAACAUCGAUGCGGCCCAAAGUUCAUUGUGCUACGCGCUUUCGCAACGGUUCGCAAUUUUGCGUGUCGUGACGUUAAUAGCUCGGGACGCGCGGUAUAAAGUGCCGGAGACACAUAACGAUAAUAUAUAUACAUAUAUAUUUUUUUGUUGAUAGAGAUAUUAUUACACACCGUGUCCUGAAUAUCCUUGUUAUGUGAAGCCGAGAGAAUUUGUGUACACUUUGAAAAAAGAACAUAUGAAACUGAUCUAGUCAGUGUAUUAAUGUGGCGGCCUUAUCUUUUAUACGUUGUAGCGCUAAAAACUUAGUAUUUAAGAUGAAACGGCGAGCGUGAAAUGAGCGCGAGAUGAAACUCUGGGCCUCCUGGUAGUACGUAAUGGUUUUUUUUAACAUCGGGAUAUUUAUACAAUAGAAAACGCGAGAGUGACAGCGUGUAAGACGAAUGAGAUGUAUACCUAUGUGUGUGCGCGUUGCGAGAAGAAAGUGUACUCGUCCAAAAUGAUAUACAUAUAGGUAGGCUCACACACAUAUACACAUAUAUAUAAAAUGUGAAUUGUUUCGUCAGACGGCGAGUCGAACCAAAUUUACGAUUGUAGGAUGAUAGAAUAAUAUGAUGAUACCUUUUUACUUGUCGAAGUUCGCUCACGGGUUUACUCUAUAAGACUGUGCGUUCGUUAAAGUAAUAUGUCGUAUAUAAGAUAGAGAAGCUCGAAAUCGCGUCAACGACAUUCGCAGUCUCUUCUUUUGUGUAUAAGAGGAUGCGCGCCGUGCACGGAGUUUUUUCUUCUCGUCUUAAUUUUCGUUCAUCGAGUCGGGGCCUUCCGUUUCUCCUCGAUGCGUCAAUCGGUACCUGAACAAUCGCAGCGAAGGAAGAACUGCGAACGAGUUAAUUCUUAAGCAUGCGGACAUAUCAGGAGUAUGGGCUGAGGUUCAACCCGAUCGAUAAAGGGCAAUAAAUGCGUGAUUAUAAGUGACGAGUGUUGCAAAUUAAUAGUGCGGAUGAAUGAGUGAAUGUGAACGAGGGAAAGAAAAAAAGAAAAAAAAAAUAAUAGAAAGCGAAGUCGGCAAAUCGAGAGACGCAUUUUAAAAAAGAAAUAUGGGUUAUUUAUUUUAAGUAAAAACAAUUAUAUUAAAGAUUAUAUAUAUAUAUAUCUAUAAAUCUAUAAAAGAUAUCGUCUCUUCCAUAUUUUUCAACUGUUAGUCUCUAAACUGUCUCUUCUUACUGUAUAUAUUUAUUACAUUACAAGAGGAUACACGUGCGAUAUCUCGGACUCUUCGUGAUUGUCCGUGUUGAUCGUCAAGAUAUAUAUAUAAUACAAAAGUUA